GGCCCGGGGAGCGACGAGGAGCCGCCCAGCAGGUACGAGAAAAUGGCCAAAAGAAACGCGGAGAAGGAGCUGACAGAUAGGAACUGGGAUCAAGAGGAUGCCGUGGAAGAGGUGGGUACGUUUUCGGUGGCGAGCGAGGAAGUCUUGAAGAACAGAGCUAUCAAGAAGGCGAAGCGAAGGAAUGUGGCCUUGGAAUCUGAAAGUGGAGGGGCCUUUAAAGGGUUCAAAGGGUUGGUCGUACCUCCAGGAGGAGGGCUCACCAGCUUCGGCAACGGCGCCAGCAUCAAGCCUCUGCAGGGCCUGGCCAAUGGCUGCGGCGUGUCUGUGCUUGCCUCGACCCCCGUCAAGGUUCCCUCAGCAGGAAAGAAGGUGACCUUUGGUUGUGCCAGCGCCAAUGGCCCAACGUCUUCCUGGGGGGUGGACAAGAAGGCCACCAGCCCUAAGACCAAUGGGGACAGCCGGCAGGGUGUGCAGGGGAAGGCCUGUGGUGCCAGUGCUUACCACAGACAGCUUGCUGCCUUAAACUGCUCUGUGCGCGAUUGGAUCGUCAAGCACGUGGACACCAACCCGCUCUGUGACCUGACACCCAUCUUUAAAGACUACGAGAGAUACCUCACAGGCAUCGAGCAGCUGCCCGGCAACAGCAGUGACAGCAGUUCGGAGAUGGAGGCCGGCAGGCAGCUCCUUGGGACCCCGGCCGGGCCCGCCACCCCGGGCCCAUCGCAACAGCACCCCCAAGACACCCCCUUUUUGUUUCACCCGGACAAAGCCGAAGGGGCCGCGGAAAAUUGGGCAGAAGCGCCGUCGGAGAAGAAAGCGGCCCCUGCCACGGGAUCUUCGUCCACUGCCUCCUUUCACUUUGGACGGAAAGUCGACAGCUCGGUCCUGGGCUCCUUGGGCUCCGGCCCCAUGGCAAACUUCUUCUCUCCUGGAAACGCGGGCCUCUUUGGCAAAGAGGUGACCCAGGCGAGCCCCGCCUCUUCCUUCUCCCCCAAAAUGCUGGAGGGCCACCCGGAUGCAGCUGCUGGCGAAGGCAAAGGUGCCCAAGAGGAAGAGAGUGAGGAGCCGCCCAAAGUAAUCGUGAAUGAAGUCAAGGAAGAGGAUGCCUUUUACUCCAAGAAGUGCAAACUCUUUUACAAAAAAGAUAAUGAGUUUAAAGAGAAGGGCGUGGGAACCCUGCACUUGAAACCUGCUGCCAAUCAGAAGACCCAGCUUCUGGUUCGAGCAGACACCAAUUUAGGGAACAUACUCCUGAAUGUCCUGGUUCCACCCAACAUGCCCUGCUCCCGAACCGGCAAGAACAAUGUGCUCAUCGUCUGCGUCCCCAACCCGCCCAUCAGCGAGAAGAGCGCCACCCUCCCCGUGACGAUGCUCAUCCGGGUCAAGACUACGGAGGACGCUGACGAGCUGCACAAAAUCUUGCUGGAGAAGAAGGAGGCAUGAAGCGGGGCAGGGCGCUCAGAGACUCGUUUGCCAAGUUGCUGCUUUUUUCCCUUAAACUUAUUCCUUUUAUUCUUAACUUUCUACUUUGACAUUCUAAGAACUUUAGAGGUAUUCUGAAAGGUUUUGUGGGGGAAAUUACUAUGGCCAAUAAAAGCUUUAAGUGAACACCCAAAAAAAAAAAAAAAAGAAA
This is a messenger RNA of Dromiciops gliroides (monito del monte), 1633 nucleotides long. Its product is annotated as nuclear pore complex protein Nup50-like. The record is from RefSeq and is a predicted model, not a curated record. Lineage: Eukaryota; Metazoa; Chordata; Mammalia; Microbiotheria; Microbiotheriidae. The transcript has a single exon. Gene Ontology annotation, biological process: protein import into nucleus. Gene Ontology annotation, cellular component: nuclear pore. Bases 43 to 1443 code for a protein of 466 amino acids.